Messenger RNA from Rhincodon typus (whale shark), 4991 nucleotides. Its product is annotated as interleukin-17 receptor C. The coding region runs from base 464 to 2734 and encodes 756 amino acids. Gene Ontology annotation, molecular function: interleukin-17 receptor activity. The transcript has 19 exons. The record is from RefSeq and is a predicted model, not a curated record. Lineage: Eukaryota; Metazoa; Chordata; Chondrichthyes; Orectolobiformes; Rhincodontidae.
UCCUCUUGAAAACACGCAACUCCUGUACGAUGGACCGAUAAUUAAAUGUUCCGGACAGGAAAUUAAGCUCGGGAGUUGUGCUUUUUGCUUCUCUUCGUUUAGCUGGACCUCAGGUUGGAGGCUGUAAGACCCAGUGGAAGGGUAGGGCUGGCCUCCAGGAGGAAGCUCUGACACCUGUUAUAGUAAAGGAGGAAAGCCUGGAAGUUUCACUGGACCGUGACUUUGAACACAGCUUCCCCCCGGGGGGGCAAACAAGGAGCAGCUGAAAACAUUGUGUCAGUUUCGCUGCGGAUUUCUGACCCUCGGAUACCGCGUGUAAUGUGGGAGUGCGUGUGAGAGAGAGAUGGGAGCAGGGGCUGGCCUGAGAUGGGAUUUGCGAUUCCCGGCUCUCGGGUGAUCCAGUCGAAAGUGAAGCGGGUUUCUCCCUCAAGCGACACCAAAGGAUCUGGGCAGGAGCAGCGAGAUGCAGCCUGACCUGCCGCUAUUCCUGCUGCUGGCUGGAGCCCUCAGCGCGGUCACCUCCGAUGUACCUUCACUGGAAGCUCAAUGUUCCCAUGAGGCCUUUUCGUGUGAAGCCAAGUACUGUGGCUGUGAAGAAAUUAGUGAAGGUAUGCCUGUGAACAGACUCCUACUGAAUAACUUAACAACCUCCACCACACUCUACUGCAAAGAGAAAUGUAGCCCAUGUAUACGUGUCCAGCUGACUCUGUCACUGGCAGGGGAAAGUAAAUGGAAUCGGUGUGGAAGUGGAAGCAUGUCCAGUAAAAACAAUGACUCUGAAGCAGAUGAAGAAAGUGAGGACGAAGAAUAUAAUGAAGGUUUUGAGUUGAUAUAUCUUUCUUCAUAUCAGCAAAUAGGGGGGAUAAACAGAUGUGCAGUGCUGAAAGUUCAAUUCCAUCCUACUGAUCGUGAAUUCAAAAUAUCAUCAGGAUCUACACCAAUGGGUACCGUGGAGUUGAGAUGCUUUCAGGCAUACAUGAGCAGUCAUGUUUUAAUUAAAGCCUUCCCAAAACAUGAAAACCAAAAGGAUUUGCAACAGACACAUAAAGUCGAAGAUUGUACCUUGAAAGAUUUUCUGGAGAACAUAACAUGGUGCAAGGUUCCAAAUAUAAAUACCACACUUGACAACAAGACACAACAGGCUGUGAUCAACAUACCUGAGAAUUCCCACAUGUUGUUCAAGUAUAAUGUGACACCACUGUUUGUAAGCACCAACUCACCAUUUGCUGACAAAUUGGAAGGGACCGAAGUACACCUUAACUUCUCAGACAUCGUCCCUUGUUUGUGCGUGCAGGCAUGGUCAGCAACAAUCGAAGAUGCCAGGCGGGCUGAAGAAUGUCCCUUUUCUAAGUAUAAGCAAUUUCAAGAAAACGUAUGGCAGCUGAGCAGCCUGGCAGUGGAAUACAAGGGGAAAGCACUUCAGUGGACAUUCUCGUCACCAUGCAACACUGUGGGGCAGAUCUCCCUAUGUUCAAAAACAGGAGAUACAGAUGCACUAUGUCAUGAGAUCCCUCACUCCAGGCAGACAAUUCAAAUUAAUAAACUGAAUGAGUUCAAAAGUGUGGAUCCACACCCCUCCCUCUGCAUAAAGAUUAUCUCUGGGGAUCAUGUAAAUUUUAGUUGCCCUUUUGAUUCUGAUCAUUCAUUCCUGUGGAAAGUAGAGUCUAAAGUGAAGCACAAGAACAUCACCUUGACUAUACAUCAUAGAAUAAACAAAAUGAACUUCUCGAUCUGCACAGUGAAAGGAAACAAGUGUGAUCAUUUCCCGCAGAACAUAAAAGUUAUUAACGAGCAAAUGAAGCAACUGAAUCUUGUUUCACAGGACUGCUUUCAGGUCUGGCGAUCAGAUGUGCAGUUCUCACCCAGAAUCACCAUUUGUCCCUUUGAUAUAUAUGCCAGAGCUCGAUGGACUCCAUUGCUGGUAUCAUUUCUAGUACUUUUUACAAUUGUGAUUUUCAUGAUUACCAUCAAGACCCAGAUACUGAAAGGUUGCAUAAAGGUGAUCAAAUUUAAACCCACUGCAACAGUUGCAGAUUCUUCAACUAAUAGGAAGGUUCUUCUUCUAUAUUCGCUGGAUUACAAUCUGUUUGAAAAGUUGGUUAACACUCUUGCAUCAGUCUUGUGUGAACUUAAAUUUCAAGUAGCUGUGGAUCUAUGGAAACGUAGAGAACUGGCUGACCAAGGUCCCCUGCCAUGGUUCCAUUCCCAGAAAAAUAAAGUUACAGAAGAAGGUGGGAAAAUCCUCAUUCUCUUCUCCAAGGGUGCCAGUAUGAAAUGUAAUGAAUGGUUCCAGUCCUCUGAAGGCGUCAAAACCAUGCAUGACCCAUACGAUGGAUUUAUGGCUUCCUUGAACUGUGUUCUCCCUGAUAUCAUAAAAGGAAAUGUUUUUGAGAGGUACAUUGUUGCAUACUUUGAAGAUUUGCAGAAGAAGGAAGAUAUACCAGAUAUAUUUAACAUAAUGCCAAUCUACGGUUUACCAUCACAACUUCCUGAGUUCCUUCAGGAGAUUGGGGUACAGGCCGACGUUAAAUCUGUGCAGAAACCCACCAUCUGUCAGUCAACAAUUAGGAACCGUCUGGACAGUGCGAUUAAGGAGUGCCAGCUAUGGGAACAAACUCACAUGCCCUGGUGCCAGGACCAUUGCAAGUUAGAGUUGACUUCUGAAGGACAGCAAGAAAAUGAUGCAGUGACACACUAUCCAUUGAUUCAAAUGGAGAUGCUUUCAAUGAUCUGAAGAUUCUGUAAUGACAAAACCUAAUGCACUCUGAGCCGGAGCCUUGUCCUCUGCUGCUUUGCUUAAAGUCAAGGUCAAUGCACAACUGUGAACAAUUGUAACAGAGGGAACUGUAUGGCAUCUCCAACUAAAAACUGCUGAUGAUCUUUUGAAAUGGAUGAUUUUCAUACAUUUGGAACAACUGAUCAAAUAUAUUUUUAAAAUAUUUGAUAACACCUGAUUCCUACUCUCUAGGAAUUUUGCUUUAUUUCAAAAAUGAUAAAAAGCUGUGACAAACCUAAUGGGCUAAAGGGAAAAAAUUCACUUGGUGCAGUAAUGAAAAUUUUAAGAAAUGGGUAAUAUUUUACUAUUUUAAUGAAGGAACCAAACAAGUGAAUGUAUUCUUAACAAACGAAGAUGGACUCUCAGUUUGGCACUUUUUUUUUAGGUUUUGGAUGCAUUAAAUACAAAGGAUAAUUAAAGCCCAGAAAAUUGCACAGAUCUAUGGCUGGAAAAAUAGGCAUGGCUGGAAAAGACUUCAGGAAGAACUUAUCCAGUACCAAACAUAAUCCAGUCUGAGUGAACAGGCCUUUCGAUUCUAACUCUGGAGACUGGGAAACAAUCUUAGACACUGAGUUAUUUUAUAACUAUAGUAUUUUGUAUGUGUAUAUAUGUGCAUCAAUGUAAAUACCUUAAAUAUUGUGUAUACAGUAUGACUCUUUUUUGAUAUCUCUUGUUUGCUUCCACUUGAAACCAGUCAUUGAAACAGAAAAUGUUAAGAACAGGAAAAAUAUUCUUCAUCGAAGAAGGUUGUCCUUUUGAUGAAUCUUAAUUUCACCUUUUUAACAGGUCUCUGGAAUCGGUCUUUCUUCAGUAACCCGUUUAUUUGUCUUUUUAUCCCAUCUAAACUAGUGGGGUCUAUUGAAGUGUACAGCCUGAAACAAAAACAGAAAUCGCCAGAGAAAUUCAGCAGGCCUGGCAGCAUCUGGGGGGAGAAAGCAGAGUUAACGUUUCUUGAUCAGAAUACAGUCUGUUCUUCAAAAAUACUUAUUUGGUUAUUCAUUAUGUUGCAAUUUUUUUCAUUACUAUAGUCUGCUGGUUCUCCCACCCUUCUCCCGUAUUAUCAUCUUGCAAAUUACUUUUACCUAUUAUUUUUCCAUGGUCCAUAUCUAUAGACCAUACAGUCAGCAUCCAAUGACACCAACAGUUUAUUUGUGUUCACCAGUUUAAUUAUAUUGAAGUAAACUGCUGCACUUGACUCUCAGUUGCAUAAUGUAUUCCUCAUGCAGGAUUCAGAUGAUGUGCUGCACUGGAAGUGGAGAUAGAUGAGGAGUAUUAGAUAGGAGGCAGUAUGCAGAUAUUCAUUUAUAUUGGCAGUUCAUUCAACAUUCUGGAAACCUGGAAGGCAUAAAAAAGUAAAUUUCUGUACUGAUAUUCCAUUUGCUUAAGUGGGCUAUCCCUUUGUCAAGUGUGUUUAUUUCAGAGUUUAACCAUAUAUGUUUCACUGAUCUGUUAACUUAUUCCAUAUCUAUUUAUUUCUGGAUUAUUCCCUGUAUAUAUAAAGAGUGUUCCUUGUUUGGUCUAAUAAAAGUUUUAAAUGUAUUAAGUGAGAAGCUAAAUUAGAUUUGGUAUAUAUUCUUCUGACUCCACGUUAUUUGAAUCCUGUAGGGUAGGAAUACCAAUAACUUGCAUUUAUAUAGCACCUUUAACAUAGUAAAAUGUACUUCAUUGGCAUUAUAGAGAAAUUGAAAUCAUGGUUUUUGUAAUUAAAUCUGAAGCUGCUCAAAGACCCAUGGCUCUUAAGUAUUUUUCCAGUCUUAAAUAUGAAGCAGCUAUUCACAUUGUAAUAAUCUCAGAAUUUUGUCAGUUGCAUUAUCAUGUUGUAUAGAUAAAGCAGAAUUAAUAUAUGCAUCUAAUUGUGUGGAUAAACAAUGGCCACUUUCAUACUCGUACAGGAAGAGUGAACACAUUCAUUGGUCGUUAUAGCAAAGCUGAAUACUGUCUCUACUCAAUGCCCACAGCUGUAGAUUUUGCAUUACUGACCCAUGCUAAGGAUUGAGAAUCUUGUCUGUUGUUUUAAUGGGGGGUGUGCAAGACCGGAAGGAGCAAUAAUUCAAGUUUAAAAGCAGUACCUCAUUAAAGAAAAGCUAACAGAUACUGUUAUGAUCCUAGCUGAUGUUAUUAAAGGACAAGUCAAAUCCCAGACAGGAACCUGGCUUAAUAGAUCAUAAUUUGAUUUGUUUUGGUUUUAAUAAAAAGGUGCCUUGCUGAAAUAUAA